AUGUGGUUGGCCACUCAAACAAGGCCGGACAUCGCGAACGCAGUACGAGCAGUAGCGCGGUAUUGUGCAUCUCCCAAGAUGGUGCACUGGAAGGCAGCACUCGGUACUUUGGGGUACGUACGGAGGACGAGUUGGAUGGGGAUUACAUUUGAGAGGGGAGUGGUGACUGGGAUGAGCAUGCAGGUGUUUGUGGAUGCCGACUAUGCAAGCAAGGCGACAGACCGUAGAUCGGUGUCAGGAGGGCUAGUGAUGUGUGGGGGAGGGUGUGUGACUUGGUUUUCGAGGACACAAAAGUGUGUCACGCUUUCCACCACGGAAGCAGAGUAUGUGGCAAUUGCCGAUGUCUUGAAGGAAGUGUUGUUCCUGAGGCAGGUGUGGCGUUUUAUGUUGCCAGAUGCAGGUAUGCCGUGCAUCCCGGUGUUCGAGGAUAAUCAGGGAGCGAUUCAGAUUGCGCACAACCCGAUCACGAACUCCAACUCGAAACACAUCGAUGUACGACAUCACUUUAUCAGGGAGCUGGUAGAGAGGAAGGAGAUUUCAAUUACUCAUGUGCCGACGCAAUUUCAGCAUGCAGAUUUCUUGACGAAGGCCAUUAGCAAGGAGUCUUUUGCGUUCACCGUGACUUUGUGAUGAACUUGCAGUGAAGGAAGUGUUUUGGGGUCGAUUCGUAUUCUGUGAUGGAGAGAGUGAGAGAGACGAGAGAUUGGACAAGAGAAAAGAGAGAGUCUGGUGAAGGUUGGAGGAGUUGUUGUGUUUAGUUUUUCUUGAUUGUUUUGGAGGAGUUUUGAUUGUGUUUGAUUUUUCUUGUGAUGGACUUGGAGGAUUUUGGAUUGUUUUGGUGAAGAUAUUGGUUUUUGUUUGUUUUGGAGAGAUGGUAAAGAGGAAUUUGGUUUUUCUCGGAGCAUGACGAUGCAUACGAGUGGGGGGGCUAUUAGAUAUAUUGGGGGUACUCGUAGCAUAGUAUAACGGUUGAGAUGUUAUGUACGUACGUACGAAAGUUACAGUGAUGAGAUGCGGAAGAAUAGGAACUUGCUACAUAUAUUCCUUGUUGGUUGCGAGAAGUAUUUGGUGAAGGUUCAGAGAGAUUCGUUGAGUGACAAAGAGUGAAGGCGUGACCAGAUGCCGUGAUGGUUUGACGAGCACUGGCACGCCCCCGAUUAAUACUAUACUUUGCAAC
Ectocarpus sp. CCAP 1310/34 is the source of this 1177-nucleotide messenger RNA. NCBI's taxonomy places the organism in Eukaryota, Phaeophyceae, Ectocarpales, Ectocarpaceae. The record is from the annotation of a GenBank genome assembly.